Molecule: messenger RNA, 1794 nt
Organism: Oikopleura dioica
Lineage: Eukaryota; Metazoa; Chordata; Appendicularia; Copelata; Oikopleuridae
Source: the annotation of a GenBank genome assembly
AUGAGUAACUACAGAGAAAUGUUGGAAGAUUAUCGUGAUCUGGAUAUUGAUGAACUUAUGAAAGGGAUGACAGAAGAAGAGCUAAAAGCGCUGGAUGAAGAGCUAGAAAGAGAUGUUAUUCAACCAAAUCCGAGUUAUUCUUUGAGAGCUCCGACUCCUCCACCACCGAUUUCAGAUGAUGAUUCUAGCGAUGAAGACGUUCGCCCCGAUCCCCCAAAACAGCAAAUGGUUGGCAUUCCCGCCCCUCUUUACCGAAAACUCAUCGAAGAAGGAAAAGGCGAGUGGAUCGAGCACCCCGCUUUUGGCCGCGUUUUUCAACCAGACUUGAGCUGCGUCCCUGCAGAACUCCUACGUCCUGCUCCAGUUGAUCAAGUCAAAAGAAUUGAAAAAGACGUGAAGCAAGAUCCAGACUGGAUGGCAAAGCAGUUGAGAUCUGUUCAAAUCGACACGCAACGAAUGAAUAAUCCGGAAGACAUGAAUCAACAACGUUUGCAAGACCAGAUUGGGCGUCUAAAUUCGAUUCCGAAGCGCAAAGAAGAAUAUUCUCGCCAAUUUACGAACAAAACUGACCGCCAGCUGAAUCAGGUGAAAUCCGCGUUGCAACAAGUUGACCAUGACGAAAUCCAACGAUUCAAAGAAGAGUACCACGAAGAGGACGCUUCUGAUGAAGAACUCGUCAAUCCAAAUUCUCCUGAAGAAAUCCUCAGCCGUUGCUGGGAAAAUGAGAAUGAUCUGACGUCCAUCAAUUUAAACAACAUCCUUAACAUCCCCCACGAACUCCUUGAAGAAUUGAUGGAAGCGCUAGAAGAAAACGUCUAUGUCCGAGAACUUUCCCUCGUCAAUACUGGUCUGACAGACAAAGUAGCCUACGCCCUGGCCAAGAUGCUGAAAAGAAAUAGAACACUGGAAAAAGUAUCGGUCGAAUCAAACUUUAUCACUGGUGAUGGAGCGGCGAAAAUUGUCAAAGCGCUGCAAAAGAAUACAGUUUUAUCUGAGCUGAGGAUUGAUAACCAGCGGCAUAUAUUUGGUCAAAACGUCGAGCAAGAAUUUGUCAAGUAUCUCCGUCACAAUGAAACACUCUGCCGCUUCGGGUACCAGUUUGGCAAUGCGGGCCAUCGAAUGACUUGCAACAACUUCUUGACCAGAAACACUGACAAGAAAAGGCGAGAAAGAAUGGCGCUCAAAAAAGCUCUCGGAGGAAGUGCAAGACAGCCAAAGAAGCAAAUCAAAGUUGUUUCAACUGCGAAAAAGAGAAAAGGAUCCCUGCGGGAAAUGCAACAAGCUCCUGCCGGACAAAUUCCUCUUCCGCGCCGAGUGACGGAGCGAGAAAACGACUUGGGAGACAGCGACAUCACAAGCAUGCUUGAAAAACUAGAUCCAGCGGAAAUGGCUCGAUUGGAAGAAUAUUUCAAAGCAAAGGGAGGUGGCGGAGGAGCACCAUCUUCAUCUGCCCGUGCUCCUCCUCCUCCACCAGCUCCAGCUGCCCCGACAAUGCGACCGCCAAGCGCGUCAGCUCAUUCGAAAUCCGCGAGAAAGAAUCUCCUAAACGAACUCGCCGGAGAAAAAUCGCUGCGAAAAGUCGUCGCUCCACAACAAAAACUGAUUUUGCCAGAAGCAAUUGGGCCUUUCAUUUGGCAAGGAAAGAAAGUUCAUCCAGUUGCGCGUUACGAGGAGUGGGGAGGGAACAGCAGUGCUGCAAUGGAGUUGAUAUUGAAUGCUUUGGAUGCAACCCAAUUUUACUUGGUUUUGGAAUCCCUUGUGAACAACAAACAGCAUCAGCAGGAGAUGAUUUAA